AUGGCGUGGCGCCAGGUCUUCGCUGCACGGGGUCUAGGCGUGGGAUGGAGGUCAAAUAUUCAGACUCGAGGAACCAAGCUUCAAUUGCUCGAGUUUCGGCCCACUCCCGAGUCUGCAAAGGCGCUCGAGAAUGAUGCUGACUGGGCUCAGUUUCAGGCGAGCCCCGAGCCCGUCUGGACCCGCAUUGUCGUGCCUCACCUCGACAAGGAGGGGUGGUGCCUGCUCCAUCCAACGGCUUGCACAACGUCUGAUUUGGAAUUAAACGGCGCUGCUUUUUCAGAGAGCCCUGCCAACAGGAGAACACCCUGGACAGUGACCCCCCUCCCCACGCCUUCUGCCGCUUCUGUGGCGCCCACCCCCUCUUUGGACUCGGCCGACGUUGAUCUCGAUGUAAACGGCCUAAACCUGGGCACUACGCCAUCAAAUGAUGCCCACCUUGAGCCCCCAAGCGUCGCCUCUCACCAAAGUGUUGAUGAUGGCCUACCAGCUGUACCAGUGGCAGAUUCGAAGACGCCGGAAGAAGCGUCGGUGAAUGUUGAUGAUGUUUUCGCUCCGCAGCAGGGGCCGGCUGGACUUGACACCAAUUUUCUCCAAGCCACCGCAGAUCUCGUGGAACAAAGCCCUGCUCCGGCAACACCCUCGCAUCAUACCUCCACGGAGCCCACGCCUCGUUUUCGACACCCCAAGCCAGACCGCGCACCGCACUUUCAGCCCGAGGCCAUUGCUCCCAACGACGCCCUAGCGCAACGUGUGGAUGAGCUUUUACUGCACGAUCAAGCCCCGGCAUCAACCAUCCUGGCCCAGGCUGUGCACGGACUGGAUAGCGAGCGCUUCGUCAUGCUCGUUCUCUUCUGGGCCAAACAUUUGCUCGCCCGCGACCUCAUUCAGCAGGUGCCACGCCCAACCCCCUGGUUACAGCGUUUGGCUUACGAGGCCACGAGACUGCCACAGGAGUUUCUGCGCACGACAGUCUUGGAUCAGCUCUUUCAGAUCGAUGAGCGUCACAUGUCCGUCAGCCUGGAGGAUCGAGCCAUUCGUCGAGUCCGUCGCGUGCUCACCCAGUCACAGCCCUUGCAACUUCUCGCUACGCGCGUGGUCGAGACCGUCAGUGCAUCAGCCGACGAAGACCUUGAGCCCGAGGAGUUGCAGGCGGCUGCGCGAACGUUGCGCAUCGCGCUGACUUUCAACAUCAACACCCCAGCUGAAUGUGCACGCAUUGUGCGUGCGCUACAGUCCUCAAACCCGGCUCUGUUGCUGCCAGCUACCAAGCGCGACUUGGCACUUCUCGGCCCAGCCGCCUUUUGUAGUCUUAGCGCUCAUGACGUCUUGCUCCAAGCCUCACACGUGGAUGUGGCCGCUCGAUCCUACGGUCAUCGCUCUUUCGCCGGCGAUGCAGCGCUGUGGCUCUUUCCACACUUGCGCCCGGCCUUCAUCAAGGCGAAUCCCAAGUCGUUGGUCGGUGUUGCCAUGUCUUUGGCCAUGGCCAGUCAGUUGCCCGCAAGCACAGCACAGGCAAUGCGCCAGCUUUUGAGUCAGUUGGACAACGAGGUUUUUGCCGAGCUGAGCAACCAUGAAGUAGCCCUGCUAAUGUGGGCGUUGGGUGUGCAUGCUGAUCAGAUACAGCCGUUGUCUGCUGACGUGGUCCACAGCGUGUGCGACCGCGUUACAAAAAACAUCAAGACCAUGUGGCGCAACGACUUGGCCCACCUUUUGUGGUCGUUUGAGCGUCUCAACGUGAUGGCCGAGAUGGGCACGCAACUGCACAAUCAGAUUAAUGUUCUGGCCUCCCAGCCCGCCGGGGUCCGCAAUGCGGCUGUACUGGUGACAUCUUUCUGUCCCUUACACGUCAUCUCGCGCCAGCGCGUUUCGGGUUAUGCGGAAGCCCUGGGUCGCGUGACUGGUCGCGUGCGUGGCAGCCCAGCCAAUACAGAGGGCCUCAAACGGUUCCUUACUCAAGUUGACACAGCUCGCAAGGUGCGCCGUCUCGAAUAUCUGCAAAAACGGCAAGGAGAAGAGGCAGUCGCACAAGGCGGCAAGCCACCGCGCACCAAGCUGGAGGAGAUUGUUUUGGAACGCAAUGCCGUCCUUACCUUGAUGGGCAAUAACAUUGACAAGAGCUCUGCCAGCGAUGAGACGAAGAGCAAGUUGCUGAGCAUGUUGAGCACAGCCUGGCGUGCUAGUUGGCACGAGUGCUGCUUUGACGAGGGCAAGGCUUUUUUGGAUCGCGGCACAACCAUCAUGCGCCAGGCCAUGGAGAUCCCGGAAUUGCGGGCUUACUCUGCGCAGUGGCAAGCGGCUCUGCAACAGUUUGUCAAGAAUCGGGGUCGCAUUUUGAAUAACGAGGUUCUCGAGGGAGGUCCACGACCUUCCUUUAAAAUAUUUUCAAAGCGGGUGUUUAGUGAAGGCGUGCGCCUCGGUUUUCAACGGGCGGGCCUGGAGCGCCAGCGCUACCUCAUGGCGUCAGCCACCAAGCCUCAAAUGGUGCAGGUUUUGCAUCUGAUGGAUGGGCCUAAACCGAGUUCGGGAGCCAAAAAAGAGCAUCUGGUCACAGCCAUGCUUGAGAAUUACUCGUCAAACCUUUUGGAACCGGAAAUUCUUUUUCAAAGCUUGCGACACGGCACCCCACAGGAAUAUCUCCUGGAGGUGGCGGCAGCACUGAGUUCAGAACAGCCCGGCCAUGAAGACAUGGAUUCUGCUGCCAGUUCCUCUAAAAGCUUUGAGGAAGAGGAUGAUGAUGAUGAGGAGGAUAUCCUUGAUCUAUUGGACGACCUCGACUCGCUCGACAAUCAAUCAGCUCGCAUGUGGUAUUAUCUUUUUCAGUCUUGCACCGAUGAGCAUGAGUCGCCCAUCUGCCUUGCCCUCCCGUCUGCGCCAGUCGAGGAUCAAGCCGCUGCAGAACCAGUCUCACCCAAUUCGCCGACGUCGCCGACUGAAGACAAAUUCCAGUGCCACAUCUGCUUCUCACAGGCCAUUGAUCAUCGUUCGUGUCCCUCAUGCACCUCCAUCUACUGUGGAGCCUGUCUCAACCGGUGGUACAGCAGCACCAAUAACCCCAGUUGUCCAAAUUGCCGUCGUCCACACAGCUAUGGAAUGUUCACUCACGAUACUGAAGUGCAAGCACUGCUGGACCUCCAACCGGCCACUUGUUCGUUUUGUCGGACCAGCUGCCCACUGGGCGAGCUGCGAGCCCACGAGAGUACCUGCUUGGAUGAAGUCGUCUCCUGCCCCUACAAGGGGUGUGCCCAUCAAGCCGCCCGCCGCAACCUCGAUAUGCACACCGUCGUGUGCCCCAUGGCCCCGCACAUGUCCAUGGACCAAGUGGUGGACGCGGUCAUGCGUCGUAGCGCGCAGGGUUGCGACGCGAUGCAGGCUUCCAUGUUCAGCCUCCUGGCCAACCAAGUCCGGGCGCUGAGCCAGGCCGCAGAAAGCGAUGCUGAAAAUGAGGAUACCCUCAUUCAUCACGUCACCACUCGGGAUACCCUGCCAGGGUUGGCCAUUCGCUACGAUUGCAAUGUGGAAGAUAUUACGCGUCUCAAUCGAAUUUUCACCAAUGUGGCUCUCUACGGGCGGCAGACCAUCAUCGUACCCAAGCCCAAAAAUUUCCAGCCCAAAAUGGAGGAGAACGUCUCGCUCGAGGUGCUGGUGGCAUUGCGCAAAAAGCAACUGACCCGCAAGCUCGCCUUCCACCAUCAGCUUUCCCAUGAAGAGGCACUUUCCUAUUUGCAUCUUACCAAGUUCAACUAUGAGCUGUCGGAGGUGCUGGUAGCUGAGGAUGAGCUGUGGACGCAACAGCACCGAUCAGAGCAACCCAAGUCGUUUGAUGCCUUUAUGGCCCGUUUGGAGCGUGGCGCAGGGUUUUGUGGUUUUUGUCGCAAGAACCUCUCUGACAAGCGGGCCCACUGUAGCCACUGCGGCACCAUUGUUUGCCACUCCUGCUCGCCCACAACGCUCAAGUCGAUUGAGAAGCGCUACUUUGGGGUUACAAACCCAAGCACGCAAAUGGAUCAGGUCAAUGUGUGCGGUGGUUGUCACCAAGAACUCUUAUCUGAGCCUGGCUCCUACGACCAAAACCAUGCCGUAAAGCUCAGCGGGGCUCAGGGUAGCCAGGGGUUUGAAUUUUGA
Messenger RNA from Monosiga brevicollis MX1, 4122 nucleotides. RefSeq lists its product as uncharacterized. Lineage: Eukaryota; Choanoflagellata; Craspedida; Salpingoecidae. The transcript is spliced from 28 exons. The coding region runs from base 1 to 4122 and encodes 1373 amino acids. Gene Ontology annotation, molecular function: metal ion binding. The record is from RefSeq and is a predicted model, not a curated record.